Molecule: messenger RNA, 1804 nt
Organism: Theobroma cacao (cacao)
Lineage: Eukaryota; Viridiplantae; Streptophyta; Magnoliopsida; Malvales; Malvaceae
Gene: AGL65
Product: AGAMOUS-like 65
Biological process (GO): positive regulation of transcription by RNA polymerase II
Molecular function (GO): protein dimerization activity; cis-regulatory region sequence-specific DNA binding; DNA-binding transcription factor activity, RNA polymerase II-specific
Source: RefSeq, a predicted model, not a curated record
UAUGAUAAUUUCCUUUCUGGGUUUUUGAACUUUAAUCAUAUUCAACUUAAAAACUUAUUCGUUGCUUGAUGAGAUGUCCUCUAUUAUGUGUGGGAAACGGGACAUUAUCAUUUAUCAUGGGUUUGAAAUGUCAUUGCUUUUUGAAGUUUCAUCUUUUCCUAUCAAGGUUUCAGUUAAUUUUUCUAUUUUGAGAAUUUGUGUUUGAAAUUCUAUUGAAGAUCAUAUGGUUGUUUAAUUUCGGUGCCUGGUAUGAGAGCCCCACGUGCACAACUUAACUUUUGCUUCAUUAAAGAUGGGAAGGGUUAAACUAAAAAUAAAAAGGUUAGAGAGCACUAGCAACAGGCAAGUUACAUAUUCGAAACGCAGAACUGGAAUUUUGAAGAAAGCUAAGGAAUUAUCAAUAUUAUGUGACAUUGAUAUUAUACUUCUCAUGUUUUCUCCAACCGGAAGGCCUACGUUAUUCCAUGGAGAGCACAGCAAUAUUGAAGAGGUUAUUGCCAAGUUUGCACAAUUAACACCACAAGAAAGGGCAAAAAGGAAGCUGGAGAGCCUCGAAGCAUUGAAGAAAACCUUCAAGAAAUUGGAUCACGAUGUAAACAUACAGGACUUUAUAGGUGCAACCAGUCAAUCUGUUGAGGAAAUGAAUAAUGAGGUAUCAAUGUUGCAAGCUCAACUUACUGAAGUACAUAAGAGACUGAGCUACUGGAGUAAUCCGGAUAAAAUUGACAAUAUAGAACAUCUUAGGCAGAUGGAAGAUAUACUACGAGAAUCCAUUGAGCGUAUCCAGAUGCACAAGGAAAAUUUUGGAAAGCACCAUCUUAUGCCACUAGAAUGCACAAGCCAGUUUCAGAAUGGGAUACCUUUGCCUAUGAUGAUUGGUGGGGUGCAAGAAGCACAGCCUGUUACGUGGCUUCCAAACAAUGACAAUCAACACAUGUUAUUGCAUAAUGAACCAAGCUUUCUAUCUCAUCGAGAUGCAGAAUGUUCUGCAGAUGGCUCCUUUGCAGGCUAUUCUGGUUUCUUUGGGUCUGGUAAACAAAUAGAGAUCGGCAGUUCAGGGCAAGUUGAUAAUGUGGUACAGGAAAGUAGUGCCCUGAAUGAAUUAGGGAGUAAUGCUUGCUUAAGUUUACAACUUGGUGAGCAAUAUUUGUACCCGCCAUAUAGUGCUUCAAACUUGCAAGAUGAUGAGAAGUUGAAGCCAGAGAUGGAGGUGAACUUACCAGGAAAUCCUGCUGUUUACCAAGUUGUAAGCAACUUUGAAAUCCCUAGACCUAUGUAUAACGGUGGGCCUCAAGCUCGGAUAUCUUCUUCUGGCCCUUGUGGCAUUAUGAUGUUUGAUGGGAAUUCUUACCAUCAGCAAACUAAAUCGACUUUCAUGAAUCAGACACCUCCAUCUGGAGAAUUGCAUAAUUUGUAGCUGGACUCAGAGAUGUGCAUUAGAAUCUGAUCAUUUCGUGGCUUAUGGACAUUCGUUGUGAUAGAAUUGAUCCAAUAAUGGAAUUAAUAGGUGAAGCAUGCAGCAGAUGAAGCAUGAAGCACGGCCCAAGAGAUGGACUAAUUAUCAUCCGGUCAUUUUAUGCUGCUGAACAUGUUUCUUGUAUAUUUAGUGUAACUGUGUAAGUCAUACAGGAUUACUGACUUCUGUAUAUAAACCUUUCUUGUUCGUUUUUUUUUUUUUUUUGUCUAAACACAGUUUUCAAGGGGAUGGUUUCAAAAACAUUUCCCAGUCCCCCAAGGUGUAUAUUACACUCUUGUAGAAAAUGAACAUGACAUUUUACUAUAAUUAGUUUUCAUUUAAAUCGAU